Molecule: messenger RNA, 592 nt
Organism: Dicrocoelium dendriticum
Lineage: Eukaryota; Metazoa; Platyhelminthes; Trematoda; Plagiorchiida; Dicrocoeliidae
Source: the annotation of a GenBank genome assembly
AUGUCUGGGUGGUAUUUUUGUGAGGCCCGCAACGAUAUUCCACCGCCUGCCAUCAGUGAAUCUCGCCUUUAUGUCAGAUAUCGACCUGAAGUUCGGAUAUCAAAAAGAAAAAUACAACAGAAUUUGGGCGAGAGCAGCGUAAUCAGAUGUAUAGUUGAAGCUUAUCCACUGGGUGUUGUCGAGUGGUAUCUGAACGGAGUUCCAAUUCACACACCGCCUUGUGAGGUGGGGAAAACUAUGCACAUCAAAUUUUGCCAAAAAUUGCACAACAAUGAUGGUGAGAGCGGAAUAGCUAUCGUUAAGCUGCGGCAGCCGACGCCAUUUCCGAAUUUUCGGCCACCAUCCGAAAUAAACUUGCAGCAAACACUGAAUGCAACUUUGUUGGUAACAAAUAUCACACAUUCUGAUUUGGGUUUAUACACAUGUCGAAUGAAAACGGCGUCCGGAGUCGGCGAAGAUCAUACGUGGCUAGAAGCACAACGUAAGUUUCGACAGGUAAUAACUACUCGUCGCUCCAACUUGCGAGCUUACAUCGAAAGAGAUUUACGUUAAUUGUCCCUCUCCCUUGCCACUGUAGCGCAUGUUGUCCAAC